Molecule: messenger RNA, 1952 nt
Organism: Leucoraja erinaceus (little skate)
Lineage: Eukaryota; Metazoa; Chordata; Chondrichthyes; Rajiformes; Rajidae
Product: serine/arginine repetitive matrix protein 1-like
Exons: 5
Coding region: 587-1819 (410 amino acids)
Source: RefSeq, a predicted model, not a curated record
ACCUCGGCGCUGGCCCCCCGCCAGCACGGGGAGCCCGUCUGGAGGCCGCGGGGCGUAGGCGAGCGGCGCGGAGACCGGGGCGAGGGGGAGCGCCGCGCCGAUCGGAACGCCGCCUCCGACUCGGAGAUUCGGCCGCGGCGCCGCCGGCAGCAGAGACGGGGACCCAGGGACGGGGGGCGGGCGAUGUCGGAGCUGGGGCGACGGCCCCAGCGCAAGGCGGCGGAGAUGGACCCCGGCUCCAGCCGGCACCUCCUCACCGUCGACUCCCGGAGCGAAAACCUCCAUCACUCCCCCCUCAACCCUCCUGAGGGGCCACGGCAGGAUAGGUGGAAGGAUGCGAAUGGCCCUCGCCCAUUGGCUACGGAAGAGAAGAACGCCCAACGCUCAUUGGAUGAGCAGAAGCAUCCCCAUCACCGAUUGGCCGCCAAUGAGAAGCAGGUCCGUCACCCAUUGGUCAAUGGGAAGCACGGCCAACACCUAUUGGAUGUUGAGAGACAAGUCCGUUACCCAAUAGCUGAUCAGAGAAACGUCCAUCACCCAUUGGCUGUGGAGAGACAAGUCCAUCGCCCAAUGGCUGAUCAGAGAAAUGUCCAUCACCCAUUGGCUAAUGAGAAGCAGGACCGUCAGCCAUUGGCCAAUGGGAAGCACAGCAAUCACCCAUUGGCUGUUGAGAGACAAGUCCGUUACCCAAUGGCUGAUCAGAGAAACGUCCAUCACCCAUUGGCCGUUGAGAGACAAGUCCGUUACCCAAUGGCUGAUCAGAGAAACGUCCAUCACCCAUUGGCUGUUGGGGAACAAGUCCAUCGCCCAUUGGCUAGUGGGAAGCAGGUCCGUCAGCCAUUGGCUGCUGGCCAGAAGCGUGUCCAUUGGCCGCAGGCGGUUGGCCGGAACCAAGAUGGCCGCCCGUUGCCCGGCAACCCCGCGGCAGCGUGGGUCCCUGCAGCAGGCGGGCGCGGACAUCCUUAUCCGUCCGGGGGCCGCGGCAGUGGACGGUGGUGGCCCCCCCACGCGCAGCAAGGCCCGGGUCAAGCAGGUCCACUUCCGGCUGUCCCCACCUCCAGCCCCCGGCCAAAACCCAUCGGCCAACCAGCCGCGGGCAACCCAACCGCCAUUGGACACAAGGGCCGAGCAAGCCUGGCUCCCAUUGGCCGGCCGUCCGAAGCGGGUCCACUUCCCAUUGGACAAGGAGAGCGACGGCUUCGACCACCCCUCGGCCCAAUUGGCCACCUCGGCCGGGCCUCCGACCCCCGUCCAAUACCAGCCGGGCAGCAAGGAGGCGGAGGCCAUCAUCGACUAUGUGGCGGUCAAGCGGAUCGAGGGGGGGUCUCCGUCCCGGUCCCCGAAGCCCCUCCCCAGCUCAGACCCCGCCCGGCGGUCACCGGCUCAUCGCCACUCGCCACAGGCAGCAGAGGGCCGAAGGCAGCCCGCGAGGGGGCCCGCUAGCAGGAGCAACGAUGGGCCGAACGGCGCGGUGGACCGAACCCGGGCAGAGAAGACAGCGGCAGUGAGCAGGCACAAGGUGCUGGGCGGAGGGGGGGCCGCGAGCAGCCCCCGGCGGGAGGGGCCCCUGGACCCCCGGAGACGGGACGGUGUUGCCAGGAGGGGCGGCCCCCGCAGACGGGCACAGUCGGCAGACCCGAUCACCAGCGGGCACAAGAUGACAGGUGGGACCUGGCGGCCGACAAGGAAAGGGGCCCAGAAAACGGCCUCACAGCCAACCGCUGGUGCAGCGAUUACACACUCAAGGCCAUGCAAGCAGUCGAACUGCGGAAAGCUCAACUGCGAAAGGCAAGGACAGCUGACCGACACCUUCAACUAGCUCAGGACGAGGAGUUUGCUCUGAAUCUGCUGAGGGGGGAGAUGAUGGCGCUGAGCGUCCGGGAGCGGGAGAUGGAGCGGGAACGUCGGGAUUCCAGGCCGGAGUGGGACCGGGAUCGGGAUCGCCAGGAUUC